AUGAGGUUAACGGCCGAGCUCAUCCAGGGCUCUCUGUCGUACAUAAACCCGCUGACCGAACGCGAGCUAGAUCUCAGAGGCCACAAGAUACCCGCGAUCGAGAACCUCGGCGUAGCAAGAGAACAAGACUGCAUAGACUUCACCGACAACGACAUUGCUGCCCUCAGCAAUUUCCCGCUCUCGCCACGUCUGCACACCCUGCUGCUCGCCCGCAAUCGCAUCGCGCAUAUCCAGCCCACCCUCGCCCGCUCGCUACCGAACCUGUCCACGCUCGUCCUGACACACAACCAGAUCUCCGAACUGUCUGACCUGGAGCCGUUGAGCGGGCUUGCGAAGUUGACACACGUGGUGCUGAUGGAGAACCCGGUGGCGCAGAAGGAGAAUUACCGGCUAUAUGUCCUCUAUCUCAAUCCGCAUAUCCGCUUCCUCGACUACCGCAAGGUGCGCGACGCAGAACGCGCACAGUCGCGCGCGCUGUUUGGAACCACUGACGCACCGACCGAGCUCGCACAGAAGAUUUCCGGUAUCAAGUCCAAAACAUUUGAUGUACCGUCUGGUCUUGGUGUUGCGAAUGGUGUUGGGGGUGAGAAGGCCAUUGCGCUGCGGCUAAGCGACAAGGAGAAGAAGAAGGUAGAGGAGCUUAUUCGCAAUGCAAAGAGUCUGAGUGAGAUCAGUAGACUAGAGAAGGCGCUGAAUGAAGGCCGGUUACCACCUGGGAUAGUGGUCGAUUGAGUACCGAUGCGAUGGGGAUUCGGUAUGUCGUUGCAUGUUCAAGCAUAUUACUUUAUGCGGACAGAGUUCAUGCCGGCGUUGGAAGAAAGGACCGCCAGCACCUGCAAAAAGGCCCACGAACUGAAAAAACUUGGACACUGGGUUGCAGAAAAAGGCAAAAAGGUGCAGCUUAAUCUCAAUACCAUAUUUCGCACUUCCAAGUGUGCUGAUAAUGCUAAAUCCAGAAGGACCCGCCCAACUGUCCAUCAUGAAAAGUAAAAGCUAGAUCUACAGUCCAUUUUGUUUUCAUCGCGUUUCAUUUCAUUACUUUUAACCGAGCAAGUC
Pseudovirgaria hyperparasitica is the source of this 1056-nucleotide messenger RNA. Its product is annotated as small nuclear ribonucleoprotein U2, A. The transcript has 4 exons. The coding region runs from base 1 to 732 and encodes 243 amino acids. Gene Ontology annotation, molecular function: protein binding; U2 snRNA binding. NCBI's taxonomy places the organism in Eukaryota, Fungi, Ascomycota, Dothideomycetes, Acrospermales, Acrospermaceae. Gene Ontology annotation, biological process: mRNA splicing, via spliceosome. Gene Ontology annotation, cellular component: U2 snRNP. The record is from RefSeq and is a predicted model, not a curated record.